AUUAGAAGACCAAACCCUGACAGUCACCUCCAAGCAGCUGGCUUUGCUCUUAUCCUUUUCACCAAACUGCGGACUAUUUUAUGACAUUUUGUGGUUGAAAGGCUAUUAAAAUGCACAUAUGUGUGUUUUGCAUGUUGUUUUAGGCUAUUAUGAGGAGAAACAGAAUACACCGACAGUAAUUCCAAGGCACCCUUAAGCAAGAAACCACGUGAUCAAAGCGGGGCGGUCGAACUACAAGCCAUUUUAGGGACGGUGUCAGUUUCACCACACACACACACACACACACACACAUAUACACUGCGUUUUUACUGGUGGUGGUGGUGGUAGGGGGGGUGAAGCGGAUCUUUUUUGGAGGCAAAGUUAUCGGUACCCAAGUGCGAGCUCUCCCCAGCAGAACCUGGGUUCUCUUCACGUCCGCGGAUCGGGGACGCGCACGACAUUGCGCGGUCUGGCGAGAAGAAGAGGAGAGUUUUUUUUUUUAUUCGCACAUCUGAAAACGCGCUCCGGUCCACGGUGCGCUCUCUGCCACUGACAGCGUCUGCAGCUUCAAGAUGGCGGAUCUGCUCCUAUUCAUUUUCUGCUGAUCGCCUCCCAACUUUCAUUGUCUAUUCGCGUCGAGACCCGCCGAUUCGCAGCCCAGCAUCCAGGAUUGUUGUUCCCCUCUCUCAACAUGCAUCGGACGACCAGGAUAAAGAUUACCGAGCUCAAUCCCCACCUCAUGUGCGUCCUGUGCGGAGGAUAUUUCAUAGACGCAACGACCAUCAUCGAAUGUCUUCACUCAUUUUGCAAGAUGUGCAUUGUGCGCUACCUGGAAACCAGCAAAUACUGUCCCAUCUGUGAUGUACAAGUGCAUAAAACCAAGCCUCUGCUCAACAUUAGGUCUGACAAAACUCUACAGGACAUUGUGUACAAGCUGGUCCCUGGCCUCUUUAAAAAUGAGAUGAAGAGGAGGAGAGACUUUUAUGCGGAUCACCCAGUAGAUGCUUCUAAUGGAUCGAAUGAGGAUCGAGGAGAGGUGGCAGACGAGGACAAGAGAAUUAUUACAGAUGAUGAGAUCAUCAGCCUCUCUAUUGAGUUCUUUGAUCACUGCAGGCUGGGAGGUGCAAUGGAGGACAAGCAGUCUAAAGAUCAAAAUAUGGUGGCUAACAAAAGGUACCUACAGUGUCCAGCAGCCAUGACAGUCAUGCAUCUGAGGAAGUUUUUGCGCAGCAAAAUGGACAUCCCAAAUACCUACCAGGUUGAAGUCAUGUAUGAAGACGAACCUCUGAAAGAUUACUACACUUUAAUGGAUAUAGCAUACAUCUACACUUGGAGAAGAAACGGCCCGUUGCCGCUGAAAUACAGAGUCCGACCCAAUUGUAAGAAGAUGAAGGUGAGCCAUGAGCAGCAGGACGGCCAGAACAGCGCAAGUAGAUCCGGUCCGGAGAGUGACUCCGCCAGUGACAAACCCGGAAGUCCCGCUGGGGCUCCAUCCACUUCCUCGUCGCUGCCGAGCCCCGGCACGCCUGCGCAGUCCCCGCACCCCCAGCUCCCACACGGCCCCAUUAACGUGAACGGGACCCCGCCGACUGGCCCCGCUCCUCCGACUCCCAGUCGGCCCUUCACUCAGUUCAGCAGCGGCAGCGGCGGCAGCAAGGCGCGGAAGGUUUCGCUGAACGGCUCGGCGACGUCCUCCGGAUGACGUCACACAGCCGCUCAGCUAAUUGGCCUACCGUUUCCAUGCCAACGUAGUUCCAUUGUGUAGACAAUGCUAUCUCUUUUUCUCUCUCUCUCUCCAUUGGUUGUUCUAAAUAUUAUGACAUCACAUGUAAGUUUAAACGUAGUGGAAUCAGAGACAUUUCAAAAUAAAAGAAACGAGGAGGUCUGGUGGUUGGGGAUGUUUUUUUUUUUUUUUUUUUUUAAUGUGGCCUAUGAAAGCAAGAUGUUGAUGUUGACAGAAAAAAAAAAGAAAGUUGGAAAAGAGAUGGACAAGCAUUUAUCCCAUUUUAAAGCUACAUCUUUAUUUUACAGAAGUGACUGAAGAUAGAGUUUUAUAUUUUCUUCUACAUUUUUUUCCAGAUUAAACGUGUUUAUCAUGAUUAUUUCAUGUGUUGGGAUAUUUUGAAACUGUUUAAACAUGCAUGCUCAUGAUAACACUUUUACUUUUAUAAAAGAGGAUUCUGUGUGUUUGCCCCAGAAGUCUCGUUUUGACUGUUUUUAUUUUUAUUUUUAUUUUUUUUUGGAAGUGUUUCCAACAUCGGUGGGUCAACGAAGGGAACAUACAUUUGUAUGGCUUUGUUGGCUUUGUGGAAAACAUGCCUGUGGAGGAAAAAAACAACUUUAAAUUGCCUUUUACUGAAAAAAAAAUCAGUUUCUUGUAGCUGCAGUGGAUUCUGAUUGCUUAUUCACCACGUCUUGUUAAGCAGUUUUAGAGGAUCCACCUGUAAAUAUAAACAAAAUGCAUAUUUAAUCAGCGAUGGUGUUAUUCUCUUUUGUCCCUUUUGUUCUGAGGGAAUGACUUGGACUCCUGUUCAGCUCCAUUUCAUGCUCAAUGAAAGAUGUUUUGAUGUCUCCAGUGUUUUCCGUAUUUGUAUCGCUCGAUUGUAUGGACAACUUAUUGUAUUGUUACUGUUGCACAGUAUAAAACAUCUAAAUAAAACAUUUUACACU
Molecule: messenger RNA, 2649 nt
Organism: Anoplopoma fimbria (sablefish)
Lineage: Eukaryota; Metazoa; Chordata; Actinopteri; Perciformes; Anoplopomatidae
Gene: bmi1a
Product: bmi1 polycomb ring finger oncogene 1a
Exons: 10
Coding region: 671-1681 (336 amino acids)
Biological process (GO): negative regulation of transcription by RNA polymerase II
Cellular component (GO): PRC1 complex
Molecular function (GO): promoter-specific chromatin binding
Source: RefSeq, a predicted model, not a curated record